UUAAUUUAAUGUAACAUUAUAAUAAUAUUUAUAAUAAAAGUGUGCAGUAUUUAAUACGAGCUAAAUAUCAUUGAUCAAUUACAAAAUAGUGAUUAUAUAUCUACUGAUACUAAUCAUAAAUCGAGUGUUGUAAAAUUCCUAGUUAAUUAUUCAAUAUCAACUAACAUGCAAGUGAAACUAUUGACAAAUUUAAUACGCUAAUGUAACAUAAUGCGGAUUACGAUUUCAAUCUAUUUAGUUGAAACUUUCACCGCGAAGAAACAUAAUCAUGAAGUUAUUCUGCCCUUCUAAUAUUUACCAAGAAUCUUGGUUACUGUUGAGUAUAACGAAAUUAUUAGGUUUAUAUCCUAUCAAAUUUUUCAGAAUUGCAUUUCCAAAUUAUUUAUAUGUAUCUAUAUUAGUGGCGCUUUAUUGGUUUUGUCAUUGGCAGUGUUUAUAUUAUAUAUUUGACAUGUUUGAUAAAUUUCGUUCUAUAAAUGACACGUUUUUACUUAGAUACGUUCGAAUUUACUUAAAUAUACUUUCGUAUCCUAUAAUAAUAAUUUCAAGUAUGUAUAAAUGCUCAAAAGUAAAAGAAGCAUUCAAACAGUUAGAUACCGUUGACGAAAGCGCAAAGUUCUUAAAUAUAGAGAUCGAUCAUUCUUUAUGUAUGAAAAAUGAUAUUGUUAGAAUAACUACUGCGAUAUUUGUAGUACUAACUUGUAAUUUAAUGGACUACUAUGGAUUAUUAGAUAACGAUUCAGGCUUUAUAUAUUUUCUUAUAUGGGUAAUUGAUAGAUUACCCGAUUUUGUUUGUGUAAUAGUAAUAUGUUCUUUUACUGUAUUUAUGUAUAAAAUUGAGAUUAGAUUUAUGCAAAUAAAUACGAUAUUAAAUAUUAUUACAAAAGGAAAACAUUUCAUUUCUAUCUCUGAGAUGUCUGAUAUGAACAAUGGUAUGUUUCUAUUGUAAUAGACAUUUUUGCAAAUUAGUUUACAUUAAAACGAAUUGCUUAUGUUGAAAUUUAGUUUCCAGAUAUAGAUUGUUAAAAUGGCUUCGAUUCGAAUUACAUAAAACAAUGUCACUUUUAAAUGAAGCAUAUAGUUUUCGAUUCAAACUCAUGACAAUAAUAUAUAUUGGAUAUAUAUGUCUACAUGUGUGUAUCAUCUAUAACCAUACUUUUAACCCAUUUUAUGCACCUGAUGUAAUACUGAGUUUUACAUGGAGUACCAUUGAUUUAAUCAAACUCGUCUACUUAAUUCAUUUAUAUGGCAAUCUAACA
Molecule: messenger RNA, 1259 nt
Organism: Bombus pascuorum
Lineage: Eukaryota; Metazoa; Arthropoda; Insecta; Hymenoptera; Apidae
Exons: 2
Coding region: 269-949 (226 amino acids)
Source: RefSeq, a predicted model, not a curated record